UCGUUUGAUCAGCAAAGGACCAGCGACUGAGAUGAAGCAACGUAUAAAGUGCGAAGAGGAUAUGAUGGGAAUGCUAUGUGAGUCAAUUGGAGAAUGGAAACUAACUUUUGCUGAGUUGGAGAAACGCGACAAAUCAGUCAUGAAUGAGGAAAAUGAAUGGAAAACGAGGUACGAGUGCCAGAGAGAGUACAACGAGGCUUUGGAGAAACAGAUAGCGGGAUUAAGAGAGAGUUUACUACAAGAAAAAGCAUCGCUCAAACGAUUAGCGGCUGGAGGAAAAUCAGAACUCGACACUGAAAGCAUGUCAGAAGCAGAAUUGAAAAAGUUACAACUCAAGCUAGCAAGGGAAAAAUACAAUCUUGAGAGUCAGCUUCGAGACUAUGAAUGGAGAAUGGACCAAGAGGCGAAAGCCUAUUACAGAGCAGAUGAGAAGCGCAAACUCUUAACAAUGGACAUUAAAAAAGCUAGACACGAUUCCAUUGAACAACAAGAGCAUGAAAACAAAACUAAGAUCGCAAGGGCAACUAAGAAAAUCCAAAAAGCGUCAAAUGAGAAACGUCAUUUGAGAGUAACAUCUGAAGAGGAUGGGAAAUGGUGCAGAAAACCCACUUGUGGAGGGAGUUAUGCGGCAGAAUCUGCGAGGAGAAAGAGAAUCAUCAGUAAACAAUCUUAUAUAAAGGGUAAAAAACUGACUCGUGACUAAGCAAUAUAUGACAAUGGUGUACAUAAAACACGAUAUAAUUUAUAAAUAAAUAACUUUAUUUUAUUGAUCAACAUAAUCAUAUGCUGAUGUACAUGCAAUUAUUCUACUACCAUUGAAAACAGCCCUUUUGACAGGAAAUGGACAUUGUUUGUAUUCUAAAAAAAUCGAACUUGUUUUCUAUAAGCAUGAGUGAUGCUAAAUCCAUGAUUAAUAGAGCAAAAAUUUAAAUUAUGUUCUGAUUAUAAAAAUAAAUAUAGAAAAAAGGUAACCCAU
Owenia fusiformis is the source of this 976-nucleotide messenger RNA. The record is from the annotation of a GenBank genome assembly. Lineage: Eukaryota; Metazoa; Annelida; Polychaeta; Sabellida; Oweniidae.